This is a messenger RNA of Styela clava, 801 nucleotides long. RefSeq lists its product as uncharacterized. The record is from RefSeq and is a predicted model, not a curated record. NCBI's taxonomy places the organism in Eukaryota, Metazoa, Chordata, Ascidiacea, Stolidobranchia, Styelidae.
CAUGUUGUUAUUGUUUAAUCUAACAGAUAUAUAUUUGUUGAUUGAAUUAAUGUUAAAGCUCAACAGAAUGAAAGUUUUAAUUGUAUUAUUUUGUUUAAUUUUGUCGUCGUCUAACGUUAUGUCGUAUCAGAGAAUGAGUUCAUUGAGAAAGAUGAAGACAUCAGAGGAAUCUGCCACUUUAACAUGGCCACUCAUGGAUAAUGCAAACAUUUACUACGUAUACACGUUUGAAUCGUUUACUGCUGAUAAAAGAGCAAACAAACAUAUUGUUGAACCGCCAACUCAAGAAGAACUAGUAUCUGGAAAAAUGACUCGAACUAUACAAAAGCUCAAGUCUGGAGAAAACAUAUCAGCAUACGUAGUCGCAUAUAACAACAAGAAACGUGUUGGACAUUUCCGUUCCGUGCAGUUUUUCACAGAUUGUGAGUAUCCAAAGAGUAAAUUCCAGACUCGAGGUGGACGGAGACCAAGAUAUUCAUGCAAACUCUUGAAUAAUGACGAAAGCGAUUAACUUUUUGGAUAACAGUAACUCAGAUGAACGUAAAGCGACAAGACCCCAAGUGGGGUAACUUCAAUAAGAAUGAAUACUUUACCAGAACCAUGGAGUGUGCAAGUUUUUGUAUCCCUGAUUUUACUCGAUUGAUAAUGUUGUUCAUUUUAAAAAUUAUUCCAAUCCUGAGUUUGCGCCAUAUUUGUAAAUUAAGUCUGAAGUUUUAAUUAUUUGUAAUUAUAUAUAUUUACUCAUAAUCUAUAAGUUUCAAAUUAACAACAUACAUUUUGAAAUAUAUAUAUUGAAAUGUA